Oikopleura dioica is the source of this 408-nucleotide messenger RNA. NCBI's taxonomy places the organism in Eukaryota, Metazoa, Chordata, Appendicularia, Copelata, Oikopleuridae. The record is from the annotation of a GenBank genome assembly.
AUGUCGAAAGGAACGUCCUGCAAAGACGCCCUGAAGAAAUGGUCCGAAAAGAAUGGAACUCCAUCCGCUGAAGCUGAAGAAAUAAAACUUAUUUGCGAAUUACCACCUAUCGACAAAAUGGAUACCAGUCUCCUGACAUUGGCAAACUGCACGCAACUGUCGCUGUGUACAAAUGCUAUCGACAAGAUCGCGAAUCUGAACGGGCUCAAAAAACUGAAAAUACUUUCGCUCUCGCGCAACAACAUAAAGAACUUGAAUGGACUCGAUGCCGUCGGCGACACACUCGAGCAGCUCUGGAUCUCCAACAACAAUAUUGAAAAGCUCAAGGGCGUCCACGUACUCAAAAAACUCAAAGUUCUUUAUAUUUCCAAUAAUGGUGUCAAGGUAAGAAAUCAUCUUCUCAGCUAG